AUGCCGACCAAUACAGGAAGGGAACGAAUCCAGAAGACAGUGGAGCUUGCCAACAAGAAUAGAAUCAAGAUUAUCAUCAACGGUGGUGCUUUGAACCCCGAGGGAUUGGCUGAAAAGACCCAUGAAUUGGAAAAGAAACUGAACCUGCAAGUGGCCUGGGUUGAAGCUGAUAAUCUGUACCCUAGAGUUGAAACUAUUCUCGACGAUAUCACUGCGGGGAAAUAUGCCCACCUGGAUGCUGGGAACUCGGAGGUCAAGCUCGAGCGCAAAGAGAAGCGUGUUGUGAGCGCCAAUGCAUAUCUGGGUUAUCGUGUGAUCAAACGGGGCUUGGACGAGGGCGCUGAUAUUAUUAUCUGCGGCCGAGUGUCAGAUGCCUCACCGGUGAUCGGAGCUGCGGCAUGGUGGCAUAGCUGGAGCGAGACAGACUAUGAUAAGCUGGCCGGCACACUUAUAGCAGGACACUUGGUCGAGUGCUCAACCUAUGUGACUGGCGCUAACUUUGCCGGCUUCUACAAAUAUGACAUCAGAGACCUGCUGAACCUGGGACUGCCUAUUGCUGAGGUGUUUGCCAACGGUGAAACAGUGAUCACAAAGCAUGAGACCCUGCCUGGUAUUGUCACUGCUGAUACAGUCAAGUGUCAGCUGCUGUAUGAGCUGCAGGGAAAUAUGUAUCUUAAUAGCGACGUGCGAGGACGUGAAGGCUGA
Molecule: messenger RNA, 705 nt
Organism: Monascus purpureus
Lineage: Eukaryota; Fungi; Ascomycota; Eurotiomycetes; Eurotiales; Aspergillaceae
Source: the annotation of a GenBank genome assembly